AUGGGGGGCCCGGGCUGCUCUGGGAGUAGUAGUUCCGUGGGGCGCUCCUUUCCGCGGGCCCGGCGGGUGCUCCACACCAAGCCGCCGGGACACAGCGACUCCUCAACCCGGUGCUUCCAGCCCCGCCGGGGCCGGCCGCGCAAGCGGGGGCGGGCCUCUGCGCCGUGCAGCCAAUGGGGACUGGGCCUGGAGGCCGGGGCGGAGCGGCCCCAGCGCUACGCCCCGAGUGGCGGUUGUUUCAAGAUGGCGGACGUGGCUGGCCCCUCCCGCCCCGGCGCGGCGGCGUUCUGGAGCCGGGACUUUUCUGAUGAAGAACAAUCAGUAGUGUAUGUUCCAGGAAUUUCAACAGAAGGAAAUAUCAGAUCAAGACACAAGUCGACAAGUCCAAAAGCUGAUGUCAAACUUAAGACUUCCAGGGUGGCUGCUGCUUCAGUCUCCAUGGAGUCUUUAAAAGGUGCAGGAGAUUCAGUAGAUGAACAGAAUUUCUGCAAGAGAGGAAUAAAGAGUGCAUCAUUGAAGGACUUAUGUCUUGAAGACAAAAGACGAAUUGCAAACUUAAUUAAAGAACUGGCCAGAGUAAGUGAGGAAAAGGAAGUGACAGAAGAACGACUCAAAGCUGAGCAGGAAUCAUUUGAGAAGAAGAUCAGGCAGUUGGAAGAACAGAAUGAACUGAUCAUCAAAGAAAGGGAAGCUCUUCAGCUACAGUAUAGAGAAUGCCAAGAACUUCUAAGCCUCUAUCAGAAAUAUCUAUCAGACCAGCAAGAGAAGCUCACCAUGUCUCUCUCAGAACUGGGUGCUGCUAGAAUGCAGGAACAACAGGUGUCCAAUAGGAAAAGCGCUCUCCAGUCUUCGUCUAUAGAACUGGAUGGUUCCUACUUGAGUGUAGCCAAACCACAGACCUACCAUCAAACCAAGCAAAGACCGAAGUCUGCAAACCAGGAUCCAGCUUCAGAAUCCCCUGUGAAGUUUAGGAAUAAUUCUUUGAAACCAGCAGCCCUUCAUUAUCCCACAGAGGAUCCAGACAGGGCGCAAUCAGAGACCAGAACAUGUAAUUAUGGAUCCUCAGGGAGAAAACUAGUCGAUGCAGUCUCUACAGAGAAAGCUCUACCAGAGAAAUUGAAUAUGAGGGAAUACCAACACCUUAAGCCUACUCUGUCUACUCAGUGUUGCGGUCAUAGACUUUCUGAAAAUGCAGAUCAUGUUCAUGGUAGCCAUCCUACAAACAUGGCCCCUCAAUAUCCCAAGACACGUCUGGAAUCAUGCAGUUAUUGUGGUCUUUCCUGGGCAUCUCUGAUGCAUGGCCAAAGGGCACUGCAUCCUAGUGAAACUGAUAUCAAAAAGCAACUGUCAGAAGAUAGAAGGCAGCAACUUAUGCUUCAGAAAAUGGAGCUGGAAAUUGAAAAGGAGCGCCUUCAGCAUCUGCUGGCCCAGCAAGAGACAAAGCUUCUCCUAAAACAGCAGCAGCUUCAUCAGUCUCGACUGGAUUAUAAUUGGUUAAGAACUCAAGCUGUAUUUGAGUCAAGAGAACGGGUUGCUCAUAAAGAGCUUACUAAACCCCAAGAGCCCAAUCUGGAUAUGAAUGGGAAUGACUCUGGACCAAGUUUAUUGAAGUCAAAAUGUGAUGGCUGGCUGCUUGGAACAUCACCAUCCAUCAGAAACUACCCAGAGUCCACUAACAGUGGAGAGAAUAGAAGUGAGAAGAAGACAGUUGGGUUUCAGUCACAUAUGGAAGAUGAUGCCCUGUGGACAUGUCAAAAGAAAGAUACAUGUCGACCCCAGAGAGGGACAACAACAGGAGUUAGAAAAGAUGCAUCCACAUCUCCUAUGGCAACAGGAAACCAAAAGGAACUUGUAACCACAACCACAUCACCAUUCCAACACAACUCCUCCCGGUAUGAGACAUCUCUGUUGGAUUUGGUUCAAUCUCUGAGCCCAAAGUCUGCUGCCAAACCUCAGCCCCAUCCCUCCAGAGAAGCUGAGGCCUGGAAUCACAGUACUCGCCGACUCAGUCCUCUAAAAUCAACCUGGAACAAGAUAGGGGCAGGCAGGACCCCUGAAGACCUGGAGGAAAAGCAAAUUCUGGAAGAUAUCUUUUUCAUUUGACACUGAAGCACAUGCUACAAAAUUACCAUCAGAAAUUUGUGGGUUUCUUUAUAUACUGAUCUAGGAUUUUAAAUUAUUUGAUUGCAAAGUAAUAGUGUCUCUCCUUUCACAGGGACCUAUCUCACUAGCAUCCUGUUAUGUAUUGAAUAUAGAAAUCGUUCUAACAACCCAGGGUGUUUUUGAUCAGACCAGUCAGUAGAUAGUACAUUAAGGGGGGUGGGGGUGGAAGGCAGUAUCUUUUCUAUGCCAAGCAGAGAUUAGAAAAUUAACAUAGGACACUUGCUGCAUGGCAGAGGCCACUGCAUAUUCAGCCUCAUUUCAAGAGUGUUUCCUUUUCAAUAUUUUACUGGAAAAGGUUGGCUCUCUUUUGUAUAUAAGGAAAACCUUUCCUCUGAAAGACCCCUCUAAUUUAAAAGUCACCCUUUGUAACAUAAACAAUUUCAAGAAGACAGGCCCUUUUACCUCUCCAUCCUUUUCUCUCACCACCUACCUCCAAGUAUAGUCAUUUAAUUCUGAAGUUGGAGUUGUUGCCCCUACCGUCACAAGCAACACUGAGGACCAAUUACAAGUCAGUCUCAGAAGUCAUCAGCCUGCCAGCUGCCCACCCCAUAACCAAAAGGGCUCAAUGGGCUAGAGAGAGGGACCCAACCAACCCUUGGAAACCAGCAUUAAAUCACACCACAGAGUGACUGCCCUAGGGAAAUCCAGUGGAAGUGCACGCCUGAAACAAUUUUCCUUCCAUCCUCCCAUUUCCCAGGAUAAAUAAGAGCAAUCUCAGUGUUGUUUCUUGACCCAAGUAUCUAUUUUAUUCACCCUUGAGGACUUCCCAUGGCUGUGUCUGGGGAAGAUGCCACUAGAAGGAGAGUAGCAUCCAGCGACUGCAGGCUGAUAGGCUUUCCACGGCCCCUCCUCUCACCCCAUGAGGAUCAAAGGCACUGGAUUAACCAGACCAUACACAUGUCCCAUGGCCCCAAAGAACUAUCUCUACUUGCCAGAUUAUGUUCCACCACCCCAAGCAGAGUCUCCCCCAACCCUUUCCCACUGGGUUCACUCUGACCCAGGGAAAGCCUGUGGAAGAAGCGCACUUGAGGCCUCCUUCUCUCUCUGUUCUCCUACUUAGCAGAGCUCUUGAGAUGGGUCCUUCAGCUUACAGUGGGCUCUAGUGGCCUCUCAAGCUGAUGGGCAGUAUGAUGAGCCUAGUAGAGCUAGUGAGUUUAAAACUUUUCAUUCAUUGGAAGCAAGGGGAUGUGUCCCCAGAUGUGUAUUGCUUGAUGACUUUAUCUGAUCUGGAGAGUGUUGCUUUUUUUCUCUCCCCUUUUCACCAGCCCCUGGCUUGAACUGGGACCAAGACUCUUUGUCAGUCGGUAUUGGCAGCCAGGGUCACUUAGUGAGCCUGCAUGGCUUCCCUGAAUUCUUUAUCAAAAGUGGAUUAUUUCAGCCUACAAAAGCCUUGUUGGGCAGCUUCCUUGUCUGGAUAGAUCUAAAUCUUAUUGUCUCCUCAGGCUGAGGCCCUGUCCCUUCCACCCAGACUUCCUUCACUUGGGUCUUUUUGUUCUUUAGAGGAGAGAAGAAAGGAGCUUGCCCGUACCAUAUUCUUAAUCUGAGGUAAACAUAAGGUCAGGACUAACUAGUUGUAGUCAUGCUUUUGAAAAGUUGAAAAAUCGUUGCAGAUUACAAUAUCCUUUUAACGUUCACCUCUGUGAGAGUAACCGAAUCAGUUUCAUCCCAUUUCAGAAAGCUUUGGGAAAAUGGAGCUUUCUUUGGUGUGGCAAAAAUGGGUAAAAGCAAACUGAGACCCUCAGCCAUUUUCUCAAAGUUAGGUUUCCAGAACUAUCUUUUCCUUCCUCCAUGUGUCAUGACCAUGUCAAAUAACCCAACUCCCUUGGAUCAGCCAUCAUCACACUCACUCAUUCUGGAUGCCAGUGUCUUUACUGCUCUCCAGAGUAGGAGGAUGCCAGAAGGACCAAGAAAAAGAUUAUGAUUUCUUUAGAAGCUUCUUUGCCUUUAGAAGAAUCAUAAACAGGAUCUAAAUAAAGGCUUUUGGCCGGGGUCACAUGCCACAGAAUGGAGUUUAAUUGCUUCUUUACUUCCCCCUGCAUGAUCAAUUUGGACAGGCAAAGAUGGAUUUUCAGCAGAGCGUUGAUUAACAUAUUUUUCAUAUGCCACGUUGCCCUACCAGUUGCCUUUCUCUGUCCUGUAGGCAUUUCCUGAGUGUCAGGGCAAUAGGAUGUGAAUCUGUGUCUAAUCUAAUGUCUUCAUUAUGAAUUGAACAGUAUAUGUAAACAUUUUAAUCUGUGUCUUAUUUUGAGAGAGAGAUACAUGAAAAGGUUGUCGUAGAGCCUCGAGGCUGUUGUAGAGCCUGAGGCUUAAGCUAAUUGCAGACUAACCUCCCAAGAGAGGGGCUCUGGCACAAAGGAUCUGCCUGUCCUCCCUGUGAAAUGCUCCUGACAGUGACUGGUGGGGAUUUGCUUGUCCAGCCUCCAGCCGCUUCCCCAAAGCAAGAGAGGACACGUAGUGGGGGUGCAGCAGAUAGUGCUACCACAUUGCCCACCCUGCUUCCUACCAUUCUACCAGAGAAAAGCCAAUCAGUGUUUGCAAAAUGGAAAAGGAUGAAGUGUCCAUUGAAGCUCCUUAAGUAGGGUCCAAAGUGCUUGAUUUACAAAACCAAGGCUAAUCAAGGAAAAGCUUUUGCUGACAGUCACUCUUCCAGGAGGCACACUUGUGUUUAUCCAAACCUGACUCCAUGGUGGAGACUUGUCUAGGACACCCCUGGUGUCAUGGGGAUGGAGGGGCUCUCUCCUCCUUCAGAGCCAUUCUUUUCUCUUGGCCCUGCUUCCAGCACCAUGGUUCAUAUGAGAGAUUUGCUGGCCAGAGACCCCAGGAAAGGACAGGCCUAAAGGAGCAGAGCCGGAUGAUGUCCGCAAUCAUUAGGGAUGUGGGGGCUAUGGAAGACUCCUCCCAGCUCACAGGUCAUCCUCACCUCAGUGUGCGUUGGGUUUAAUGUGGGCAAAUGUUGAUAUACAUAUGAGACUUUAAGUUAAUAAAUUGUCUCUAUGACUGUU
Equus quagga is the source of this 5165-nucleotide messenger RNA. RefSeq names its product KIAA1328 ortholog. The record is from RefSeq and is a predicted model, not a curated record. NCBI's taxonomy places the organism in Eukaryota, Metazoa, Chordata, Mammalia, Perissodactyla, Equidae. The transcript has 11 exons. Bases 1 to 2103 code for a protein of 700 amino acids.